AAAACAGAGGUCCGGAAAUAGGUAGAGCUGCCUCACAGUAGCUUGCUGCGAUACAAUUGGUUCAAAGGCCGCGGUAGAGCGGAGAGGCCCGGAAAUAGUAUGGGUCCGGGUGCAUCGGCCAUUGAGGCUCAAACACAUAUGUAGGACGAUCGAACGAAGACAGUAUGCUCGGUUCAAAGGUGCGGAACUACUAGAGCGGAGGUCCGGAAACAUGGGUCAGAGGGCUUCGCCGCGCUCGGCAGCACCAAUGGGAUGCAGGGCGGGGCGCUAGGGUUGGUGAUAGCGAGUAGAAAAUAGAGAAUCAUAGAGUUAGGGAGCCAAGGAACCGAGAGAGCUCUGGAAAUAUGGGUCAGGGGCCCUCUCGCCCUGAUUGGCAACACCAAGAGACGGCACACGGCACUACCAAUGGCAUUCUGACCGGCUGCGAUGUGCUGCGCGCCGAGUCGUUCAAGCGAGUGCAGGGGUGCAAGGUCGGCCUUAUCGCCAAUGCCACGUCAGUGCUUCGGGAUCUCACCCACCUGGCCGACGCCAUGCAUGCAUGCGCUACAACCAACUCCCCUUCACCGUUUCAACUCGUUGCCAUCUUUGGGCCGGAGCACGGCUUGAGAGGGACAGCACAGGCGGGCAAGUCCGAGUCAGCCUCGAAGGACCCCAAGACUGGCCUCCCCAUUUUCGACCUCUACAGCAAGAACCCCCCCGCCAUAGCAAAGUGCUUCGAAGCUUCCGGUGCUGAUACCAUUGUGUUUGACAUUCAAGACGUGGGGGCUCGUUUCUACACGUUCAUCUGGACGCUCUACGACUGUCUCGUGGCAGCUGCCCUCUCCUCCUCUGUCCGGCGCUUCCUGGUCCUCGACCGGCCGAACCCAUUAGGGGGAGUGGUGGUGGACGGGCCGAUCACAGAGCCACAGCACGCCUCAUUCGUUGGCAGGAAGGCCAUCCCUCUGCGCCAUGGCAUGACAGUGGGCGAGCUCGCCCGCCUCUUCCUCUCCGAAUUCCUCCCCUCAGACGCACACCUCUCACACGUGCGCGCCUCUGGCCCUGUAGCCACCAGCCAAACCAGUACCAGGAAAUCAUCUAGCCCCACCUUCUCUCCUCCUUUCAAGCUCGAGGUGGUGGAGAUGGCAGGCUGGACUCGCUCCUCCUUCCCUUUCUUCCCCUACCCACAACCAUUCCUCCUCCCUCCGGCACUCCCCUCUCCUUCCACUGUCUCCCUGUCCGCCCCUCCUCCUUCCCCUUCCGUCACACCACUACCACCACCACCACCACUACCACCGUCUCCGUCCCUCACACCUUUACCAGUUGCCAACCAUCAGCCGAGUCUCUCAAGAGAAGCACUACCAUCCCCCCCUACAGCCACACCCUCCACUGUGUCAGCUAUACUCACAUCUGCAGCACCAGCUGCUACUGUACGAACUGCGCUACAGCCGCUGCUGUGGGUGCCACCGUCACCAAAUAUGCCCACACCUGUGACUGCGCUUGUGUAUGCUGGCACAUGCCUGGUAGAGGGAACCAACUUGAGUGAAGGCCGCGGCACGACUCUGCCCUUCCAGCUGAUCGGAGCGCCGUUUAUGGACCAUCGAUUCGCGGAGGCCGUUCGAAAUCAACUGUGUCCGGGAUGUGCCAUCAGGGAGGCUUUCUUCUCCCCUGUUGCCGGAAAAUACUCCGAGAAGCAAGUGUGUGGGAUAGAGAUUCAUGUCACAGACCCUGCAACCUUUGACCCUCUUCGUCUCGCCCUCAUUCUUCUCACCACUGCACGGUCCCUCUACCCCUCCGACUUCCACUGGCGCAACGAUAGCCCGACUAACUCUCCCAAUGGCCCCUUUUGGAUUGAUAAACUUGCUGGUAGCGAUAGUUUAAGAAAAGGUGUAGAUGCGGGGCGGAGUGUAGAUGAGAUCAAAGUGGGGUGGCAACCACAGCUCAUGUGGUUCUCGGCAAUUCGAUCACAGUAUCUACUGUACACUGACUGAUGUUUUGUAUGGUGAAUCUGUGCAGUCAAUUCAAGCCUCAAAACGCAGCAGCUAAGCCCAAGAGUAAGGUUAAGAAAAUGUUUCCUGUUCGCCAGCUGGUGCACCCACAGCAUUUUGUGCGCUUCUACCGAAUCUCCCUACCCUAGUGCACCCCGUGUCAACAAAUAAUUUGUAUAUGUUAUA
Closterium sp. NIES-67 is the source of this 2150-nucleotide messenger RNA. The record is from the annotation of a GenBank genome assembly. NCBI's taxonomy places the organism in Eukaryota, Viridiplantae, Streptophyta, Zygnematophyceae, Desmidiales, Closteriaceae.